Molecule: messenger RNA, 906 nt
Organism: Kickxella alabastrina
Lineage: Eukaryota; Fungi; Kickxellomycota; Kickxellomycetes; Kickxellales; Kickxellaceae
Product: kinase-like domain-containing protein
Exons: 3
Coding region: 1-906 (301 amino acids)
Biological process (GO): regulation of mitotic cell cycle; protein phosphorylation
Cellular component (GO): nucleus
Molecular function (GO): cyclin-dependent protein serine/threonine kinase activity; ATP binding
Source: RefSeq, a predicted model, not a curated record
AUGGAUACUAGAAACGUCGACCCGCUGCCCACACACCUGUCCGGCGACUUUGCGCACCUGUCCUCCUGCCGCGACAUUGACCAGUGCUACGAGCGGCUGAACAAAAUCGAAGAAGGCACCUACGGCAUAGUCUACCGCGCGCGCGACCUUCACACAAACGAAAUUGUCGCCCUAAAGCAUCUCAAACUCACACAAGAGCGCAAUGGGUUCCCAAUAACCUCUCUCCGCGAAAUCCACACCCUCCUUUUGGCCAAGCACCCAACAUCAUCAAUGUGCGGGAGAUCUCCGUUUCAGCCAUCCGAGGUCAAGUCGCUGAUGCUUCAGCUGUGUAGUGCGAGACUGAAGACGUCCAACCUGCUGAUGGCUAAUGGCGGCGCCCUGCGGGUGGCUGACUUUGGGCUUGCGCGCAAAUACAGCAGUCCCCUGGGCCAUAUGACCGGUCUCGUCGUCACCCUGUGGUACCGCGCACCUGAACUUUUGCUUGGCGCAAAGGGGUACUCGACCGCAGUUGACAUGUGGUCCCUGGGCUGCAUUUUUGCCGAGCUCUUUGUGCACAAGCCGUUUUGGCAGGGCCGAGGCGAAAUCGACCAGAUCGGCAAGAUCUUUGCCGCCAUCGGUGUGCCCACGCAGGAGUCAUGGCCGGGGUUCGAUUCGUUGCCAAACGCCAAGAUGUUUAGGUUUUCGCAGCGCCCGGAUUCGGACUCCCAGUAUGGCUUGACUAGUCGGCUACGUGGAUGUGCUGGUGUCACUGGGAGUGCCCUUGAUUUGAUGCGCCGCAUGCUGACGCUUGACCCUCGGCAGCGCAUUACGGCCGAGGAGGCAAUCAACCAUCCGUAUUUUGCAGAGGUGCCGCCACCCAAGCACCCGAGCAUGUUUCCCACUUGGCCGUCCAAGGCGUCGUCCUGA